AACAGCAGGAACUGCCCUGGGGGAGAACCCCAGCACAAGAGACAGGUGUCGCAGUGCUGAACCCGUCCCUGGCGCGGAGACUCAAAACGCGGAAGUCACCAGCAGAUGGCUCACCUUCAGCUCGCUCCCAGAGCCUGUUGGGGAAAAGGCUGGGUUCAGUGACACGGGAGAUUAGAGCACCUUGCGAAGCGUUUCACAAACACACGUAUUUAUUUUCCUCUCGAAAAGCCCACAGUGUACGUCUCCGGAGCCAUUUAUGAUUCUUACGCGGCUGCAACUUUUUGCAUAAUUGCCCUUUCCUCCGAACUAAAGAGAAGAAAAACCCCAUUAGGUCGGGGAGCGGCUUAAAACCUGCGGGGCGGAGAUCUUGACACCAAUUUUACACCUGAGUGAAAGGUCGCUGGGGAAAGGCAGGAAUCUCGGGGAAAAUGGCGACGAAUGGAGACAUUGCUUUGCUAAUGUCCAGUUUGGAUAAUAACUAAAGCAGCUGGGGGACGGCUACACGUCCAUCUGCCCAUUGCUUCAGCAGCAGGACGAAGAAGGCGGACAAAGUACAGAGCGACAUGUCAGCCUCGGAACUUUACAGCAAGUAUACAAAGGUUUGGAUCCCUGAUCCAGAGGAUGUUUGGAAAUCAGCAGAAAUCACCAAGGAUUACAAAGAUGGUGAUGAGAUCCUACAUCUUAAACUGGAAGAUGAAAUGCCACUGGAGUAUUCCAUCAAUUCCAAUGCAGAGCAGUUACCUUUCCUGCGCAAUCCGGAUAUACUGGUAGGUGAGAAUGACCUGACUGCUCUCAGUUACCUUCAUGAACCUGCAGUACUCCAUAACCUAAAGGUCCGAUUCCUGGAGUCCAAUGCCAUAUACACGUAUUGUGGUAUUGUCCUGGUUGCUAUUAAUCCUUAUGAACAGCUGCCAAUUUAUGGAGAAGAUGUCAUUCAUGCAUAUAGUGGACAGAACAUGGGGGACAUGGAUCCUCAUAUCUUCGCAGUUGCUGAAGAAGCAUACAAGCAGAUGGCAAGAGAUGAGAAAAAUCAAUCUAUUAUUGUCAGUGGGGAGUCUGGAGCUGGAAAAACAGUCUCUGCAAAGUACGCCAUGCGCUAUUUUGCCACCGUUGGUGGAUCAGCCAGUGAAACAAAUGUUGAAGAAAAAGUACUGGCCUCAAGUCCAAUAAUGGAGGCCAUUGGUAAUGCGAAAACGACAAGGAAUGAUAACAGCAGUCGCUUUGGGAAAUACAUCCAAAUUGGUUUUGACCGACAAUAUUAUAUAAUUGGUGCCAAUAUGCGAACCUAUCUGCUGGAAAAGUCCAGAGUGGUUUUCCAGGCAGAAGAUGAACGUAACUACCAUAUCUUCUACCAGUUGUGUGCCUCGGCCAAUCGACCCGAUUUCAAAGAACUGAAACUAAGCAGUGCGGAAGACUAUUUUUAUGCCACACAGGGUGGUAACACAGAAAUAGAUGGAGUUAAUGAUGCUGAGGAUUUUGAGAGGACAUGGAAUGCUUUCACACUACUUGGUGUAAAGGAUGCACACCAGAUGAACAUUUACAGAGUAAUCGCUUCAAUUCUCCACCUGGGAAAUGUGGAAAUAGUGUCUGAAAGAGAUGUAGACACUUGUGGUGUUGCUAGAAACGAUGAGCACUUGAACUAUUUCUGUGAUUUACUGGGAGUAGAGCACGAUCAGAUGGAGCACUGGCUGUGCCACCGCAAGCUUGUCACAACGUCUGAGACUUACGUCAAAACUAUGUCCAAGCAGCAUGCCAUCAAUGCCAGAAAUGCCCUAGCCAAGCACAUCUACGCCCAACUCUUCAACUGGAUUGUGGAUCACAUCAAUAAAGCACUGUACACGACCAGUAAACAGCACUCAUUCAUUGGAGUACUGGAUAUUUACGGGUUUGAAACAUUUGAAAUUAAUAGUUUUGAACAGUUUUGCAUCAAUUAUGCCAAUGAAAAAUUACAGCAGCAAUUUAACCUGCAUGUCUUCAAACUGGAACAGGAGGAAUACAUGAAGGAGCAGAUACCAUGGACUCUAAUUGACUUCUCUGACAACCAACCAUGCAUUGAUCUUAUUGAGGCAAAAUUGGGCAUUUUAGAUCUGUUGGAUGAGGAAUGUAAGAUGCCGAAAGGGACAGACCAGAGCUGGGCCCAGAAGCUCUAUGACCGCCAUUCAAGCAGUCUGCACUUUCAGAAGCCCCGGAUGUCCAACAUGGCCUUUGUUGUUAUACAUUUUGCUGAUAAGGUGGAGUAUCAGUGUGAUGGGUUCCUGGAGAAAAACCGCGACACAGUACACGAAGAACAGAUCAACAUACUGAAGGCCAGCAAGUAUCAGCUGGUAGCUGACCUCUUCCAGGGAGAGAAGGAACCUGCGACUUCCAACAUAAAGACGAAAACUUCGAAAAUAAGCAUUCGACCACUCAAACCUGCCAUGAAAGCACCCAAUAAAGAGCACAAGAAAACAGUUGGACUUCAGUUUCGGAACUCUUUGCAACUACUCAUGGAAACCCUGAAUGCUACAACACCGCACUACGUCCGCUGCAUCAAGCCAAAUGAUGAGAAAUCUGCAUUCUCGUUUGACGCCAAGCGUGCUGUACAGCAGCUCCGGGCCUGUGGGGUUUUGGAGACUAUUCGUAUCAGUGCUGCAGGUUACCCAUCAAGGUGGACGUACCAUGAGUUCUUCAACCGAUACAGAGUCCUAAUGACCAAGAAGAACAUAAUAUUAAAUGAUAAGAAAGAGACUUGUAAGAGACUUCUUGAAAUUGUUAUCAAGGAUCCUGAUAAAUUCCAGUUUGGCCGAUCCAAAAUCUUCUUCCGUGCUGGUCAGGUGGCAUAUCUGGAGAAACUGCGAGCAGAUAAGUUCCGAGCUGCAUGUAUGAUGAUACAAAAGACUGUUCGUGGUUGGUUACAGAGAACUAAGUACAGGCGGAUGAGGAAGGCUGCCAUCACUAUUCAGAAACAUAUUCGGGGCUACCAAGCUCGCAGGUGGGUGGAUUUGCUGCGAAAAACAAGAGCUGCGGUCAUUUUUCAGAAGCAGUAUAGGAUGCAUGUUGUGCGACGAAAGUACCUGCAUAUUCGCAAUGCGGCCGUCACGAUUCAGGCUUACACUCGUGGAACGUUUGUCAGGCGGGUGUACCAUGAGUUGCUACGGCAACACAAAGCCAGUAUUAUUCAGAAAUAUGUAAGGGGUUGGAUAGCCCGGAAGAGGUUCUCCAGGAUACGCAAUGCGGUCAUCUACCUCCAGUGCUGCUAUAGGCGCAUGAAGGCACGCCGUGAGUUAAAGACACUGAAGAUUGAAGCCAGGUCAGUAGAACACUACAAGAAACUCACCAGUGGGAUGGAAAAUAAAGUGGUCCAGCUUCAAAGAAAGGUCGACGUUCAGAACAAGGAACACAAGGCAAUGACUGAGCAGUUGAUGGCAGUGAAUACAGCACAAGCUACCGAAAUCGAUAAACUUAACAAGGAGUUGGACCGAUGGCGUGAACAACAGGGUGACAAGAACCGAGAAACUAGCUUACAGGAAGAAAUUGAGAAACUCCGCAAGGAGCUUGGGAAAUCCCAGACUGAACGCAAAAUCCUGGAAGACACUUACACCAGGGAAAAGGCAGAACUUCAGCAGCGUGUACUAGAUUUGGAAAAGGAGAACACAUUGCUGAAGGAUGAGAAAGACAAACUGAACCAGAGCAUCAAGAAUGAGUCGAAGGAUGUAGCAGAAAAACUCUCUCAGAAGACAGCAAAGGAAAGUGAGCUGGCAAAGAAGGAGUUGGAGGAAGAACGCUCUCGUUAUCAAAACCUCCUGAAAGAGUAUUCCCGUCUGGAGCAGCGCUAUGACAAUCUGCAGGAGGAGAUAAAUUUAAUUAAGCAUACUCCGGGCCACAGGAGAAAUCCCUCCAAUCAAAGUAGUCUUGGAUCAGAUUCUAACUACCCUUCUGUCUCUACGUCUGAGGUUGGGGAUACAGAGGAUGCAGUGCAGCUGGUGGAGGAAGCUGGCUUGGAGAAUGCUGCCAUGGACAUGACUAUAUUCUUGAAACUACAGAAACGAGUGCGGGAACUGGAGCAGGAAAGAAAGUUACUGCGUGCAGAGAUUGAACGAAAAGAAGCAGCAGAAACUAAAAAGGCAAAUGAAUACAAUAGCAUCCCGGAGAAUGAACAAGCAGCAGAUUUGGCUUAUGACAGUUUAAAGCGACAAGAGCUAGAAUCUGAAAACAAGAAGCUGAAGAAUGAACUCAAUGAGCUAAGAAAAGCAAUAGCAGAGAAGGCAAUCGGGGAGAAUCCAACUAAUGAUGAGGAAAAUGCAUACAGUGUACUGCUAAAUCAGCUGAGGGCUGCCAGUGAGGAGCUAGAGGUGCGCAAGGAGGAGGUUCUCUUGUUGAGAACUCAAAUUGUUGAUGCUGCUCAUCAGAAGGAAGUGGUGGGAAACAUGGAUAAUGUGACUGAGAAAUAUGAAUGGAAACGAAGUGAUGAAAACACAGAGAAAGAUGAUGUCAUUGAGGCUUACAAUGGUAUUUGUGAGACUAACAGCCAGGCUGAGGACUGGCGAUACCUCAAUGAAGAUGGCGAACUAGGCCUAGCAUAUCAAGGCCUAAAAGAAGUUGCCAGGCUGCUGGAGGCACAGUUGCAGUCUCAGAUCAGACAACAUGAGGAAGAAGUGGGAAGAAUGCAGAAUCAUAUUGAGGUUCUGAAGGAGGAUUUGGAAAAGCAACAGCAGGUCCUCACACAGACACUACAGAUGUCUCCAGAAGCACGCAUUGAGUAUAAUGUGCAGCAGGAGAUCACACGCCUCACCAAUGAGAAUCUGGAUCUUAAAGAACUGGUAGAGAAACAGGAAAAGAAUGAGAAGAAACUGAAGAAGCAACUCAAGAUCCACAUGAAGAAAGUUCAAGAGCUUGAAGCAAGGACCUUCGUGCAGAAGGAGUCAAGGCCUGAGCUAACCAGACAGGUCACUGUGCAACGGAAAGAGAAGGAGUUCCAGGGGAUGCUGGAAUACUACAAGGAUGAUGAAUCCCUGCUUAUUCGCAACCUCAUCGCAGACCUGAAACCUCCAGCAGUGUCUGCCACAGUACCAGGUCUGCCUGCAUACAUCCUCUUCAUGUGCCUUAGACAUGCAGAUUACAUCAAUGAUGAUCAGAAGGUCCACUCACUCCUCUCUAGUACCAUCAAUGGCAUCAAGAAAGUGUUAAAGAAACAUAACGAUGACUUUGAAAUAACGUCAUUUUGGUUGUCCAACAGUUGUCGCCUCCUACACUGUUUAAAACAAUACAGUGGAGAUGAAGAUUUUAUGAAGCAGAAUAAUGCACGUCAGAAUGAGCACAGUCUCAAGAACUUUGACCUCACGGAGUAUCGUCAGCUUCUGAGUGAUCUUUCUAUUCAGAUCUAUCAACAGCUGAUUAAGGUUGCAGAAAAUCUUCUUCAAAGCAUGAUAGGUACAGCAGCCAGGCCACUACUGGAUGCAGAGAAGCUCUUCUCCUGCAGCAGCACCCAAAUAGAAGAGAAUGGGAUUGAGAAAACGACAUGCCGGUACAACAUUAGUCAGUUAGAAGAGUGGCUCAGAGGAAAAAAUUUACAUCAGAGUGGGACCAUGAAGACAAUGGAGCCUCUAAUCCAGGCAGCUCAGCUACUUCAAGUGAAGAAGAAAACAAGUGAUGAUGCUGCAGCCAUCUGUUCAAUGUGUACAGAUCUUAGCCCACAGCAGAUUGUCAAGAUUUUAAACCUCUACACACCAGUGAAUGAAUUUGAAGAACGUGUAACAGUAGCGUUCAUUAGAAACAUUCAGUCCUGUUUACAAGACCGCAAUGAACCGCCUCAACUUUUAAUGGACUUCAAACACAUGUUUCCUGUAAUCUUUCCGUACAACCCUUCUGCACUCAACCUGGAUACCAUUCACAUCCCAGCAAAUUUGAACUUAACUUUCCUCAAUAGAGUAUAGAACAAAGUUGUAUAUGUGAAAGGAGGAAUGGAGAGAGAAGAUUGCAGGAUCUUGGAUAAUUGAUGUCUUUCAAUCAAAAGUUAUUAUGGAGAGAAAUAAUUGCACAAGACCUGUUCAAAAAGAAACAAAAAUGAUCGAGCACCACUACAAAAAAUAUGUCUCCAAGAGGCCAUUUGAGAUGCAGUCAGCAGGAACAGCUAACCGAUGACUAUUUAUUGUGUCAGAUGUUUAAAGAAAAAAAUCAAAGGUGAUGUUUUCAUGAAUAGUGUAUUUGUAACAAAAAGAAAGUACUGGGAUUCAUGUGCUUUUUGAAUAUUUAACAAAUCUGUUUUCAUUAUGCUUCUUUGCAAAGUUGAAGCAUGAAGUGGAAUCUUUCUUUUGCAUUUAUAGUCAGAGUGGGAACAUUAUAGGUAAAUAAUGUACAGUACAGAUAAAAGAAAAUGACUGGAAAAUACAAACAAGAAGGGGCUUUGAUUCUGUUCAGUGUGUGUACCUAGUUUGGAACUGGUAUCACCUUUCUGCUAGACGCAUAAAUAAUUCCUUAUCCUUGCUGCAACCAUAGCCGUGGGCUUGUUUUAAGAGUUGUGUAAUUUAUUAUUUCAGUUGUUAAUUACACUGCUCCUAUCCCUGCUUCUUUGAUUCUUGGACCGAGAGAGAUUUUGAGCUAGUUGGUGCGCACUUACAUUGUGGACUUGACUCCUAAAUGAAGAUCAGCUUAGCUUUGUAUUGUAUUUGACUCCUUAAGAGUUGGUCAGCUCAGUGAUGCCGACACCAUGGGUUCAAUUCCUAUAAUAGCUGAGGUCACCACUAAGGUCCAAACUUCUCGACCUUGCCCCUCACCUGAGGCAUGGUAACUCUCAGAUUAAACUCACCCACCAGUCAUUUCUCUCUCUCGUGAUAAACAAGCCCUGUGAACCUCUGGGACUUUGGCAACUUUACCUUUAUCUAUUUGCCUCUCAAAGUAUAUAUGUGGCAAUGCUGUGCAUAAUCCCUUGAAACAAUGACAUUUAACCAUAGCCAAAAUUGUACUGUGUCCAAUUGAUAUCUAAAUGGUUUAAUCAUUAAGAUGGGCAGCACAGUGGCCCGGUGGUUAGCACCAUUGCCUCAGAGCACCAGGAACCCAGGAUCAAUUCCAGCUUCAG
Chiloscyllium plagiosum (whitespotted bambooshark) is the source of this 7054-nucleotide messenger RNA. NCBI's taxonomy places the organism in Eukaryota, Metazoa, Chordata, Chondrichthyes, Orectolobiformes, Hemiscylliidae. The record is from RefSeq and is a predicted model, not a curated record.